Dentiscutata heterogama is the source of this 355-nucleotide messenger RNA. The record is from the annotation of a GenBank genome assembly. Lineage: Eukaryota; Fungi; Glomeromycota; Glomeromycetes; Diversisporales; Gigasporaceae.
AAAACUCAGAAAUGAAGAACAUAAGAUGGUUAAUUAUGAACAGAAUUCACCAUACGAAGUAGAGGUAGAAGAAGAAAUUGUAUAUGAAAAUGGAGUUUCUCAUUCAUUUUGGUUUUUUGCCAAUGCAGAUUACGAAAGUAUUAAACCUGCUAUGUGGAUUCCAGACACACCUAUAAUGUAUUACUUUCUUAGCAAUUUGGGAAAAAAGGUUGAAAUACCUUUAUUAAACAAAUGUUUUAUAAAUAAACACACAGUCUACUCAAUUAAAGGUACUAAAAGCCUUUUACAAAUUAUCAAUGAAGGAAAAUCUAAUCCCGACUUAGUGAUAAAAGCGCAAAAAAUAGAAAAUGAAUGA